Nematostella vectensis (starlet sea anemone) is the source of this 2779-nucleotide messenger RNA. Its product is annotated as kinetochore protein spc24. The coding region runs from base 68 to 643 and encodes 191 amino acids. Lineage: Eukaryota; Metazoa; Cnidaria; Anthozoa; Actiniaria; Edwardsiidae. The transcript has a single exon. The record is from RefSeq and is a predicted model, not a curated record.
GGGCAAAUAGUUCUCAGCCGCCAUUUUCAAAAGUUCGCGCGCACAACAAAUUAACAAGGCCUUCACGAUGUCCAACCCGAAUUUGAAUCUUAUCAAUGAAAUAACAACGAUUCUUGCGAGUAACGAUGAUGCUGAAGCAGUCGAAAAUGCCGCAGUAGAGUUAAACGAGGUCAUUCAUUACCGCAAACUCGAGCAAGAAGAAAUCUUCAACUCGAUUCGACAGUUGACCGCCAAAACUGAAUCGGAUUCGGAGAAACUGUUAAAGCUAGAUGGCACAAGUCAGAACAGGACAAUCGGAGAAUUGAAGACCGCAACCAAAAAAUUGAGCUCAGAAAUCAAGGGUAUCGAAACAGAAAUCAAACUUGUAGAACAUGGAAUUGGAGAAAGCAAGAAAAUGCUUGAAGAGAAACGAAAAGAACAGGAGUCGGAGACGAGUGAGCUGUUGCCCAAGACCAAAUACAACUUCAAACUUUACACGAAUAUCUCUCAUAUCAGAUGGAAUUACGAGAGCGAGGAUGAUCAUAUUGCUGGUUUUAUCGCAUGCUUGAAGAAUGUGAAACCGUUCGAUUUGAACGCCAAGCAAAACUCCGAGUAUUUUAUUGCGAACUAUCUUUGGGAUAUGAUCGAAACAAGCAUUGAUUGACUGUACUACUCCGUUAAUAGACAAUAACAGGUUAGUUUUAACAUGGAUAAAACAUUUUACAAAAUUACUGAAGGGACAAUUUGGUCGUAAUUUUUUCUCCCCCCCCCCCUCCCCUAGACAUAAAAAGUACAUAACGAGUACCCCCCCUUGGCUUGGGGUCCAUGUUGAGGCCUGAUUAGAUCCCCUUUGGAAGUUCUGCUCCUCUACCAUUCCUUUGGAAUUUCAAGUCCCCCCAAAUGACAUUGGGUGCCUCACUCUACAAAUAGAGUGGUUUUCACAAACCCAUGGAACACACUUUUGAGUAUAUUUAUCGCUAUAGUACAUUAGACUGCUUACUGUCCUUUCUUUUGCAAACAUCAGUGAAAAUAAGAAAGAAAUGUAUAUCUGUGUUGUAUGUGGUCCUAGGUCAUCUCUGUCAUGCAACAGGAGGGGGGACCUGCCUCUGUGGCAAGCAGAGCAAUUAACUAUGCAUAAACAAACUAAUGACCUGGGGUGGUCUCAUGUGUGCAACACAAACAUACUUUUUCUCUUAUUUUAACUGAUGUUUACCAAAGGAGAGGCUUUAAGCAGUCUACUUUUACCUUCCAUUAUUUUUUGUGUGUGUGCUGGCUUGGCUUUGACUAUUACAAUUUAUGUAAUGAGCCUUAAAUUAAAAUUAAAACACUUAAAUUAGUAAAUUGUAAGAAGAUUUUAAACUAGUUGUUUUAACUGUUUUUAGAGGCUAUCGAAAUAUAUAUUGUAUUUUUAAACAAACAUUGGCCUUGUGAAAUGUAGUGUUUAUUUUUUUGCACAUGAAAAUGAAACAUUUGAAUAAGCACCAAACUUUUUUUUAUUUUGAGCAAAAAAUUCUGUCAACAUCAAUUCAAUUUAUUAAAUGCAGCUCAUCAAAGCAUUUUGUCUAAAGCAAAAGCAUAUUACUUGUAUUUGAUGCCAAAUUCUCUAACUUUUGAUGGUCUGCAAGGAUGACAUCUUAUACUGCAGCAAACACCUGCACAUAAGAACCUAGAGAUUAAAACCUGCAGGUUGAAAUUUGGCAUUUUAAGCACCCUUUUUAUCAGCCUGGUGGGAAAGAAUAGGUUCUUAUUUUAAAGAUCACUAGAAACCUUUUUCAAAAUUCUGAUUUACAGUUGAUAAUGCACUAGCAAUUUGAAAUCCCCAUCUCCAUGGUCCCAAGCAGUUUUGAACAAGAAUCUGUCCUGAAGGGGGUGGUGAAAUUGAUAUUUUUUUUUUCUCUUAGAGAUGUCCUCACCCUAGGGAAGUAGGAACCUGAGGGUAGUGGCUUAUCUUAGAUUGCUUGUUGGCUAAAAUUUCAUGUACUUUACUUGUAAAUGUUUGCAUCUUAGAUUGCUUGUUGGCUAAAAUUUCAUGUACUGUACUUGUAAUGUUUGCAUCUUAGAUUGCUUGUUGGCUAAAAUUUCAUGUACUGUACUUGUAAUGUUUGCAUCUUAGAUUGCUUGUUGGCUAAAAUUUCAUGUACUGUACUUGUAAUGUUUGCAUCUUAGAUUGCUUGUUGGCUAAAAUUUCAUGUACUUUACUUGUAAUGUUUGCAUCUUAGAUUGCUUGUUGGCUAAAAUUUCAUGUACUGUACUUGUAAUGUUUGCAUCUUAGAUUGCUUGUUGGCUAAAAUUUCAUGUACUGUACUUGUAAUGUUUGCAUCUUGGAUUGCUUGUUGGCUAAAAUUUCAUGUACUGUACUUGUAAUGUUUGCACCACAAGGGCUAGGGGCAUUUGAGUUUGCAGUUUUGUGGUCGCUUUUUCAGUUUUGUUCAGGAUUAAAAUCAAAUCCCCCACACUUCCCAGGGACCAUGGGGGUGGGGGUUUCAAAUGACUAGUGGAAAACAAGAAAGAAAGGAUACUUUUCAUAAAUUUUUGGUGCACUGUAUGCUGUGGUUAAAUACAACAUGGGCUUAAAUGUUGUGUUUAGAAAACAUUCUGACUAGAGACUGUUAUAGUUUAGUCUAUAUAAAAAAAUGAGAAUGAAAUAAGAACCUUGCCUGAUUUGUCAAAAGGUAACCCAAUUUAUAAGAACCUAUUCAGCUUGCGAUUGUAAUUGUACACCCAUUUUGUAAUAUGUUGCUGACACCACCUGUUAUUCAGCCUUGUGAUGAGAGGCGGUAAUAAACUGAUGAUUGCAUAA